This is a messenger RNA of Apis mellifera (honey bee), 2764 nucleotides long. It is a transcript of the gene Timp, whose product is annotated as metalloproteinase inhibitor 3. The record is from RefSeq and is a predicted model, not a curated record. Gene Ontology annotation, cellular component: extracellular matrix. Gene Ontology annotation, biological process: negative regulation of endopeptidase activity; negative regulation of membrane protein ectodomain proteolysis. Gene Ontology annotation, molecular function: metalloendopeptidase inhibitor activity; protease binding. NCBI's taxonomy places the organism in Eukaryota, Metazoa, Arthropoda, Insecta, Hymenoptera, Apidae. The coding region runs from base 570 to 1238 and encodes 222 amino acids. The transcript has 5 exons.
GAGGGACGAUCGAAAGGAAGGGAGACAGACGCAGCAGCGAGAUCGACGUAAGAACGUAGGAAGGAACGAGAGGCUCCCGUGUCGUUCGCGCUUGCAUUGCUUUUCGAAGCUCGCGCGCGAACGGUCCGCUCUGUCGCGCGCGUACUAUACGUGCGCGCCGAUCGAUAAACACACGUGAAAAUAAUUCCAGUCCAGUCUCUCCUCCAGAGUCGGAUCCUGAUUGAUCGCGCGCUUUCGACCCGGCGCAAGUCGACAGGGAUCGCGUUGUUAUCGCGGGGGGGGGAGGAAGGAAAAAAGCAGCACGAGAGAGAUUCAUUCUUCGCCGGUUCGAAUUCGGUUUCCGCGGCGCGGUGCUGUGCUGCGAAUCAAAUCACGCGGAACACGGCGGCGCUUGGAUCGACGGAAGGUCUCGUUGGAGAUCUCUAUCGUGCUAUCCUGUCAAGAAUUUCGAAGAAUAAUUGCACCCGUUUGAGGUCAAGGAGAAUAACGGAGAGAAAGGUAGAGUGUGGAAGUAUAAAGUGCGCGAGGAAAGAAGCGGAAGGAUCUGCCACCAGGGGUCACGAGGAAAGAUGUGGUGGAGAUUAAGGUUUUGGAUUUACGCGCUGGUGGUAGCGAUAUCAUUGGCGCAAGUAAGGAGGGUCGUGGCCUGUUCUUGCAUGAAUAGUCAUCCUCAGACGCUGUUUUGCAAUUCAGAUUUCGUCAUUCUUGUAAGAGUGAAGAAGAUGACGAACGUGAACGAAUUCGAAACUGCGUACAACGUGAAAGUGAAUAAAUUCUUCAAGGCGAACAAGACAACGUAUCCCGCGCUGAGGAAAAAUAUUUUAUGGACCGCGUCCUCGGACUCGAUGUGCGGAGCGCAGCUUAAACUUGGAGAAACGUACGUUGUGAGCGGGCGCGUGAUUUACGGUGAUAAGGCGCAUAUAUCAUCGUGUGGAAUAGCGAUGCCUUGGCGUUUUGUGACGAGCAGACAGCGGAAGGGCUUCAGGCAUUUAUAUCAUUCCAGUUGUAUGUGCAAAGUUCGUUACACACCUUGGUGGAUCAAAGGUAUAACUUUGGAGAACACGGACGGGACGGAAUGCCUGUGGGAGAGCAGGCCAGGCCCCGAGGAGUGUCAAAAAGAUUUCGGCAUCUGCAUGUACAGAGAAUCUGGAUGCUAUUGGACACCCUCGGUGCCUUACAAAAACUGCAUCAAGAAGUAUCAGCUGGAACGCGAGCAGAAAAGAGCGCGGGAACCUUAAUAUAUUCUUCCGUUUCGAUUCAAUACGAAAAGUUCUAUGGUUGAAUGAAAGAUUGAUUGAUCACGAUGGCGAAAGGGGGAGAGAGAGAGAGGGAGAGAAAGAGAGAGAGAAAGAUCGACAGUUGUUCGUGCACGUGACACGUUUCGAUUUACGAUCUAUUUGUAAAAUUUCUCGAGAUUCCUGGAAGAAUUUUUGAUAGCGUAGAGAGAGAUAGACAUAGAGAGAGAAAGAGAGAGAGAGAAUCAACACACAGCAAAAUGGUCAGUGUGCGUGGUAAAUUAAAUUAAUGCUAAUUCUUCUAUAUAUUUAUUUAACUCGAUUAAUCGACGGCAACGAUCGAAGAAACAUUUGUAACAAUCGAAGAAUUGAGAAGUGUUCGAUCAAUGAAAGUUCACGUUUCGAGUGAAAAUUAUAAAUAUUUUAUAUUCUUUUUACUCUUUAAACUUUCGAUUUAAACUCGAUAUUAUUCAGUAAUAAUAUUAGUAAUGGUUUUAAUUUUAAUUUGCCAAUUGAAAGUACAAAGAGUAUAAAGAGAUUAUUGAAUAACAAUUUGUAUUUAUCAAAUCAAAAUGCUUCCAAUCAAUUUCUUUCGAUCGAGCAACACGAAAACUUUGCAAGUCAAAUUGUAUCGAUUCGUCGAAGACGUUGGCAUUAAUUUCUCAAUAACGUGGCGUUUUUUUUUUUUUUUCAUUUCAGCGUCGCGCCAUGCUCUAUUUAUUGUUGCGUUCUAUCAGAAGUAUUAAUUAUAAUCCGGAGUUGUGGACGAGUUGUGUGGACGAGUACAAAAAGAAAAAAAAAAAAAAAAAGAAAAAAAGAAAGGAAAAAAAAUCGUUCGUUAAUUAAACACGAAGCAACGGAAUGAUUGAUAAUAAUUAUACGCAGCCAACCCGGAAGCUGUUGUUCAAGGGCGCUACGUGAAUCGUACUGACUCUUGAGACUGCUUGCAUUUUCAUGAGAAUUUUUACUUCGUUACUACGUUUCGAGGUUUGUUGCAUCGCAUUUUGUAUCAUUUUGUGGAUUCCUCGUCGUUGAUAAUUAUUUAUUUCGUUGACCUCUUUUCAUUCUAUUACGAAUAUAAUAAACGUCGUUAACAAUGUAUUCGACGUUUAUUUAAUUGGGAAGAUUUAUAUUUAUAAACGAUUUUUCUUUUAUAUAUAUAUAUAAAACAACGCUCCAUUUUAAUCUAAUUUCACAGCAACCUCGACUGAGUUUCGUUUCGAAAUCUGAAAUAAGCAAGUAAUAACAAAAGAUUGGCCAUCUCUUUUUAGUUGUACAUAUUAGGCUAUUAUGAUUAUGUAUAUUAUUUUUAAAUUAUUCUCACUUUUAUCUCGUUGUACGUAGCUUUGCUCUUUUUUUUUUUCCUCUUUUAUAUAUAUAUAUAUAUAUAUAUAUAUAAGAAGUUGCUAGAAAGUAUUUAAUUUUUAGCGAAUCCUUGUAUAGGUCAGUGAAUAUUGAAAUAACAUAAUCUAUGUUUUCUAAAAAAAAAAAAAAAAAAAAAAAGGAAAAAAAGAUAAAUUUUAAAAGGA